CUAGUAAAGGGUGGAUCCCUCCCAUUCUAGCAAGAUUCUGAAAGGGGCACAAUUCUAGUAGGAUCUGGGAGAGGCACGUAAUCUCACCUCGGAUCAAUCGACCCCAACCUGUUCUCUUCGUCCCAUUAAAAAUACCGGAAUCGAGUCGAUUGAUUUCCAAAACUGGGGUGUUGAGAGGUGAUGCUGGGGGUCGUAGAAAUGACGGGCAGUAACAUGGCGAACGCCCUGGCCAAUGCGGCCUGCGAGCGAUGCAAGAGCGGCUUCGCCCCGGCAGAGAAGAUCGUCAACAGCAACGGGGAGCUUUACCACGAGGGCUGCUUCGUCUGCGCCCAGUGCUUCCAGCAGUUCCCCGAGGGGCUCUUCUAUGAGUUUGAAGGCAGGAAAUACUGUGAACAUGACUUCCAGAUGCUGUUCGCUCCCUGCUGCCGCCAGUGUGGGGAGUUCAUCAUUGGCCGUGUAAUCAAAGCCAUGAACAACAGCUGGCACCCGGACUGUUUCUGCUGUGACAUCUGCCAGGCGGUACUCGCAGACGUGGGAUUCGUCAAGAACGCCGGCAGGCACCUUUGCCGGCCCUGCCAUAACCGUGAGAAGGCCCGCGGUCUGGGGAAGUACAUCUGUCAGAAGUGCCACGCCAUCAUCGAGGACAGCCCCCUGAUCUUCAAGAACGACCCCUACCACCCGGACCACUUCAACUGCAACAACUGCGGUAAGGAGCUGACGUCUGAUGCCAGGGAGCUGAAGGGGGAGCUGUACUGCCUGCCCUGCCACGACAAGAUGGGCGUGCCGAUCUGCGGUGCCUGUCGUAGGCCCAUUGAAGGACGCGUGGUCAACGCCAUGGGCAAGCAGUGGCACGUCGAGCAUUUUGUGUGUGCAAAGUGUGAGAAGCCGUUCCUGGGCCACCGCCACUAUGAGAGGAAAGGCCUGGCCUACUGCGAGACCCACUACAACCAGCUCUUCGGCGACGUGUGUUAUCACUGCAACCGGGUGAUUGAAGGCGACGUGGUGUCGGCUCUGAACAAGGCUUGGUGUGUCAGCUGUUUCUCCUGCUCAACCUGCAACGCCAAGCUCACCCUCAAGAACAAGUUUGUGGAGUUUGACAUGAAGCCUGUGUGUAAGAAAUGUUAUGAGAAGUUUCCUCUGGAGCUGAAAAAAAGACUGAAGAAAUUGGCUGAGACCGUCGGACGCAAGUAGCCCCCCCCCCCCCCCCCCGAGUCUACAGGAUCCACAAGGCUUCAGGCGACAGUUUCCCCAAAUUCUCUGGCUUGCAAAAAUCCUAGUUCAGGUUUACCGUGUUUCCUUCUUGUUCCUUCCUGAUUCAGGAUAUGUUCCCUUGUGGUAUUCCAGUGUUUUUUUUUAGGAGAAUGUACUUGAAGGUUGCAGCCAUUCGAACAACAGCAGAGCUGGUAUUAACCCCAUCAAGGUCCAAAAUUAGUGAAAUUCAUCCGAUGUAUCAGGCAUGGCUUGUCUGUCUGUCAGAUUCAUUUUUUUUCUUUAGGUUGAGCUUCUCCCACUGUCCGUGUAACAUUUCAUAGGGGUUAUUGAAAUGUUAGUGUCAUACUUUUUAAAUUCUUUACUUGUGUGCCUUAUUUUGGUGAGGAGCAAGUGUCUAGUGGUUAAUGAGCAUUUGUAACGCGACUGGCUUUUGCAUGUGGUUUUAUUCACAGGGUCAAAUAAUAGAUAACUUAAUCCUGCCUUACAGUGGCCUAUGAGAGCAUUGCCAAAAAAACGUCCGGUAAAAUGCAUUCAGAAAUCUUUAUUUUUGUGUAUUUAAAAAAAAUGUAAUAGAAAUAGAAGUCUUACAACUCUAUACCUGAAAGUGAGACUUGAGAAUCUGUAAUUCAUUAACUCAGGAGAAAAUAAAAGUUGAGUUGGCCAUGACAUUUACACCCUGAAAUGGGUUUUUUAACCAAAGCUUGCCACGAUAUCUAAUCACUACAGACGCCUGUCUUUGAGAUUGAUCAAAGUGCUUUGAGUACUUGUAAACUACUCUUAAAAUAUAAUGCAGCACCUGUCUAAGGUUUGAGGACAACUACUAACUACUAAUUAAUUUUUGCUAUUUUCCACAUAUAUGAUUGAUGACUACAGUACAUACAUAACCCUACCUUGUCAUAACACAACUUAUUGGCACUCUAAGAAGGGAAGAAAUUCCAGAAAUGUACUUUUAACAAGGCACACCUGUUUAGUGAAAUGCAUUUCAGGUGACUACUUAAGUUGGUUGAGAGAAUGCAAAGAUGACAUCCAGGCAAAGGGUGGCUAUUUUGCAGAAUCUACAACAUGAAAUGUAUUUGGAUCUGUUUAACACUUCUUUUUUUUGGUUACUACAUGGUUCCGUAUGUGUUAUUUCGGAGUUUUGAUAUUUUCACUAUUAUUCACUAUUAUUCGGCAAUGUGGAAAGUAGUAAACAUAUAUACCCUGUCCAAACUUUUGACUGGUACUGUAAUAUAGAAAUAGCUUUUGUCUUAUAGCUUGUGUGUAUAAAUAUAUGUGAUGUAAUACACUGUGUAAAAAUAUGCACGAAAUUGUCACAUACUGCUUUUUCUAAUCGUAGAAUUACUACGACUGCCUUAUUCCGAGUUGCAGAGAAUACAACUUUAUGUACGAUUGAGAAUCCUAGCCAUUUAUCCGAACGUGAAAUCUAAAGUGAGUGCUAUAAAAGCAAUGAAUCUUUUAACAUGUUUGAAAUAAUCAGCCGUGCCUUUAUAUUUUACUCCCAGUAGUUACGAGGAGUUAGGCGGGUUUCUAAUCCAAAUCGACUUGCAUGGAUUGAGCAAAAAAAUUUGUCGCUUCACCGGCUCGGGAUUCAGUCUAGCAACCUUUCACUUUUAGGUCAGAUGCUCUAGUUGCUGAGCUACUUCACGGUUUCAUGUCUUUAAGAACAUUUUCUAGUCCGUCCUGUUACAUUGUAGUGAGUUGUUAACAUCCACAAACAGAUGAGUGUGUUUCAUGUGGCCUAUUUGUGUAACAUACGUCUUAAGAAACCAAAUAUUACGGUUGUUUGAUGAACAUUUGGAAAGGAGCUAGUUUUGCGUACAAGUAAUGUAAAAUUAUUUGUGAGUUAUGAAAAGAAUCGCAAAACUACAACUUCGCUUCGCAUGACAGUAUCAAUGAAGUGUUUUCUUUUUAUGUCACUAAUAACAUGUGUCUUCUGCUUGAAUAAACUAUUCACAACUGUACACUUCA
This is a messenger RNA of Esox lucius (northern pike), 3180 nucleotides long. RefSeq names its product LIM and senescent cell antigen-like-containing domain protein 1. Gene Ontology annotation, biological process: cell-cell junction organization; cell-cell adhesion; positive regulation of integrin-mediated signaling pathway. The transcript is spliced from 10 exons. The record is from RefSeq and is a predicted model, not a curated record. Lineage: Eukaryota; Metazoa; Chordata; Actinopteri; Esociformes; Esocidae. The coding region runs from base 181 to 1191 and encodes 336 amino acids. Gene Ontology annotation, cellular component: cell-cell junction; focal adhesion; cytoplasm.